CAAUACAAUCCUUAUGUGUUUUGUCCCCCGCUGCUUUAAUCUGCUCUACCAUGGCUCCUCUUCUUUUCUUCCCUUUGAUGAUGUUCUCCAUUUCCAUCUUUUCAAUCUCCGCUCUACCUCACUCUCUCAAUAAUCAGCACAAACAACAGCAAUUGCUCUUGCGAUUCAAAGAUGAAAUUUCCCAUAAUAGCACCAAUUUUCUGCCCGACUGGACACACCAUAUACCCCUCUGCAAUUGGUCUGGUCUUACCUGCGAUCCCUCCUCUCACUCUAUCCUCACCCUAAAUUUGUCCUAUAUGAAUUUAGACGGCACCAUCUCUCCUGUCCUAGGGAACCUCUCCUCCCUUCGAUCCAUCGAUCUCUCCUUCAAUGCCCUCACUGGCCACAUUCCACCUCAACUCAGCCAACUAUCCUCUCUCCGAUGCCUAGAUCUCUCCAACAAUGCCCUCACUGGUCACAUUCCACCUCAGCUCGGCCAACUUUCCCGUAUGCAGAAACUCCAUCUGUACCAAAAUCAAUUAAAAGGAACAAUUCCACCAUCUCUCUCUGAUUGCCGCAGUUUGUAUUUACUGUCACUCACUUAUAACCAACUGCAAGGCAGCAUUCCGCCUGAGCUGGGUCGCCUCACAAGUCUGAAGUAUCUUUACUUAGGAGCAAACAAUCUCACAGCUACCAUUCCCCAUUCAUUAGGAAAUCUGUCCGCCUUAGUUUAUUUGGAAUUGGCAGAAAAUGAUCUGACAGGUAACAUUCCCCCUGAAUUGAGCAUGCUCAAUCACCUGCAAUUUCUUUCCCUUUUCACAAAUAAUCUCAUAGGUACCAUUCCCCCUGAAUUGGGGAAGCUCACUCGCCUGCAGGUUCUUUACCUUUAUACAAAUAAUUUAUCAGGCACCAUUCCCAGUUCUUUCGGAAAUCUCUCAAAAUUGACUGACUUAGUUGUUUCAGAAAAUGUUCUCAGUGGUGAAAUUCCACCUCAACUCAGCCAACUAUCCUCUCUUCAAUACCUCGAUCUCUCCAACAACGCCCUGACUGGUCACAUUCCACCUCAAAUCAGCCAACUUCUCCGUAUGCAGAAACUGUGGCUGCAGAACAAUCGAUUACAAGGAACAAUUCCCCCUUCUCUCUACUCUUGCCGCAUUUUGGAUGGACUGGGUCUCUCUUAUAACCAACUGCAUGGCAGCAUUCCGCCACAGCUGGGUGAUCUCACAAGUUUGAUGUAUCUAUCCUUAGGAGGAAACAAUCUCACGGGUAGAAUUCCCCGUUCCUUAGGAAAUCUGUCCGCCUUGGUUGAAUUGACAUUGGAGAAAAAUGAUCUGACAGGUGCCAUUCCUCCUGAAUUGGGUAUGCUCACUCAACUGCAGGUUCUUUCCCUGUGGGGAAAUAACUUAUCGUGCAACAUUCCCAGAUCUUUAGGAAAUCUCUCAAAAUUGAGCGAUUUGGAGUUGUCAGGAAACCUUCUGACAGGUUCCAUUCCCACUGAACUUGGCAUGCUCACUCACCUGCAAACUCUUUACCUCUUUAACAAUAGUUUAUCAGGCAUCAUUCCCAGCUCUUUGGGAAAUCUCUCAAAAGUGACUGAAUUAUUUCUGUUCGGAAACUAUCUCCAAGGUCCCAUUCCUCACGAAUUGGGCAUGCUCGCUGAUCUUAAAUAUCUUCACCUUUUUACAAAUAACUUAUCAGGCACCAUUCCCAGCUCUUCGGGAAAUCUUUCAAAAUUGGUUAAUUUAGAAUUGUCAGAAAACCAGCUCAGUGGAAAAAUACCAGAUUCUCUUAGCAGCCUCCAGCAGCUAGAAAAUCUUUAUCUUGAGCAGAACAAGUUAACAGGGGAGAUACCUGUCAGUUUAGAGGGAUGUCAGAGGUUGGAGGUCCUUCAGUUGUCACAAAACCAGCUAAGUGGAAAAAUACCAGAAAUCUUUGGCAGCCUCCAGCAUCUGAGAUAUAUUUAUCUAGCGCACAACAAAUUAACAGGGGAAAUCCCUGUGAGUUUAGAGGGAUGUCAGAAGUUGACGAAGCUCUACCUGUCUUACAAUUACCUGUGGGGAAGGAUAGCUCGUUAGAUUCGCCGAGUACAACAAUGUUGCUUAUACUACUCUAGAGUAUGGAUUGGGCUGGAGUGUUACUAUAAAAGAAAAUGUUUGUAUUGAAUCAAUUAUGAAGUGUUUAAUCCUUCUUAUGUUUACUAGUUAUGUCGAGAGUCUAGAGUUUUAUCCAGCUACUUGAUGCAGAGAAUCACUAUCAUGUAACAGGCCAUGUUGGCAUUGAA
Cryptomeria japonica (Japanese cedar) is the source of this 2260-nucleotide messenger RNA. Its product is annotated as probable leucine-rich repeat receptor-like protein kinase At1g35710. The coding region runs from base 51 to 2054 and encodes 667 amino acids. The record is from RefSeq and is a predicted model, not a curated record. The transcript is spliced from 2 exons. Gene Ontology annotation, molecular function: protein binding. NCBI's taxonomy places the organism in Eukaryota, Viridiplantae, Streptophyta, Pinopsida, Cupressales, Cupressaceae.